AUGAAUACAGCCAAUCCCCCAGCAUACUCCUCAUCGGAGGACUUCAACUAUCUCAUGGAAAAGUCCGAGUCUCCCAUGAUCCUUCCGCGGGAAGAUGAACCUGGGUUUGCCACCGCCUCAGCUCUCAGCAGAGGUCUGCAGGUACCCUCCCGCACCGGCAACUGUACAUCGGGCUUCGAGUACCCAGUAGAAUUGUCCCACUAUGGCGUCUCGCAAGACAACUGGGCAGACUUCACACAAGUGAUCUGUGAAGAAGCCAAGCUAUCACGCCAACAAUGGACCACAGUAGUCGGGAAAGGCCUCGGGAUCUUCGCUGUCGGCGGGCUAAUGGUCGGUCUAUUCGGUGCUGUUCCCGCAAUUUUCGUGGCCCGAAAUGCCAGACGCCGACAGGAACAGCGGAAUCUGGUCUAUGCCCUGGCAGGGGUUCAGGGAGAACGACUAUCUCGACACAUUUCACAUUGGAAUGAGACUUUCUUCCGACCCAAGGGCAUUUUGAUACGUGUUGAUUUGCCGGAUGAAUACCUCAACGACGUGCAAAAUAUGGAUAUUCGCACCAGUGCGAGCUCGCUCCAGUCUAGCUCAAAAGCGCGGGACAAGGCGGGUCUGAAGGCAAGGAUUGUGAUUAUUCCUCUGGAUGGGUCAAAGUCGAACGCUUAG
Molecule: messenger RNA, 657 nt
Organism: Penicillium canescens
Lineage: Eukaryota; Fungi; Ascomycota; Eurotiomycetes; Eurotiales; Aspergillaceae
Exons: 1
Coding region: 1-657 (218 amino acids)
Source: RefSeq, a predicted model, not a curated record